This is a messenger RNA of Durusdinium trenchii, 2001 nucleotides long. The record is from the annotation of a GenBank genome assembly. Lineage: Eukaryota; Dinophyceae; Suessiales; Symbiodiniaceae.
AUGAGCGAGCAUGAAGAGCUGGUGGAAACCGUGAAGCAGCAGCAGAGGAGCAGCGAGAUUGCGCGCGAAGGUUGGAGACACUACUGCGGUGCAUUGGCUGAGGGCGUUCGUGAUCCAAAGAAACAUAGUUCUGAGUUCCUGAAGAACUUCUUGAAGGUCCUGGAGGACCUUCAGCAUAGCCAGGUUCCAAUCGUUGAGGACACCGAGCAUGAGCCCAGACUCGUGAGGAGUGCCUGUCCUUCACUGGGUUCGAAUCAGUUGGAAUUGCUCAUGCCUGAGAGUGAGGUCAGCGUGAUGAAAGAUGUGGUUAAUGCCAACUGCUAUGGUUUUGCGCCUGGAAAGGCGUCAGUGCUUUCGCAGGGUGACGUUCUGCUUGAUAUUGGAGCUCAUGUUGGCAUUGCUUCUGCCUUGGCGCUUCGCACAGCUGAUGUAUCGGUAAUAUCUGUGGAACCACAUCCUGUGACCUUCGAACUACUUACCCGGAACCUCGCCGAGUCUGAGAACCACACCGUGCCGCGCGGAGUGCCGCGCGUGCGGCUGCUGCAGCUGGCUGUGGCCGAUGUGAACUGUGCUGGUCGAGAGUUCUUUGGGCAUCGCGGCACCAACAACCCAUCGAGGUUAUUCUUUGCCAGUCUCUUCGACACUCGAAGCCACAGCAACCUGGCAAUCCAAGUUCCUUGCAUCGCGUUGCAAGAGUUGAUCCUUCAGCAGAAGCCCACAGUGGUGAAGAUCGACGCCGAAGGUGCUGAGCGGUUUUUGAAGACGGUGGACGAUUUUGUGCUGAUUCGAAAGCUGGUGGUGGAGUGGGAUUGGACCCACAAUCGCUCGAAAGCUUUGUGGGAGGAAGUCAGAGCUCAUUUGGAGGCCCAUGGCUUUAAGCUGAAGAUCCUGGGGCGCAUGCCAGAGUUUGACCAGCAUGGUCAGGCCAUACUGACAGAUGCUCGUUGCAAGAAGAGGGGCAACACUGGCAUGAUCUUCCAAGCAUCUCGCAAGCUGCCGGCGAGUGAGAGAGUGGCAACUGCGACAGGGGAAGACACAACACCUGUCAAAGUGGAGGCCGACCUGGGCGAGGACAGGCCCGAGGACGAGGACGUCUGGAGCGAAGUGGAACUUCAACCGUCCUUGGAACUUCAACUGGGAGCUUUGUCCAUUGAAGACAUGGAAGCACGCUUGAGGCAGUUUGGAGAGGAGCUCCGUCCUGUCAAGGCGGAGGAGUUCUUCGUGCUCGGCUUCAAGGAGAGACGCCGGUCGGAGCUCCUCAGGGCCUUAUGCGAGGCCUAUCGGAGCUCGGUGCCGCGAGAGCUGCUGCCACCAGAGGAAGGGAUGGUGCUGCCACCGGAGGCCGUCAGGGAGCUUUUGGAGCACUUGAGGACCAUCAGGUUUGAGGAGAACCAGAGGCCCUCGGUGCAUGCCUCUGGCUAUCUCGUGCUCAAAGCCGGGCAGGCCGCGAAGUUGGCAGAUUCCUGGGGGUCCGAAAGCCGCAGCUUGGGUCGCCUUUGGGCUUUGGCGGAAGCUCUUUUGAGAGGUGCUUCUCCAAAAGCUGCUGCCUUCCACUUUACAUCCAUGGCGGUGACCCAGAACUUCCGGGGCAGCCCGCAUAUCGACCAAAAUGACUUCUCUGUGCAGUACGCCUUGUCAGUGGGUGACUUUACAGGCGGUGGCGAGCUGUGCGUGGAAGAAAGCCCCAGCAAGGUACGAGUCCUUCAGACGCAGAACCGUUUGGUGUGCAUCGAUGGGCGCUUUCCACAUUGGGUCUCAGGAUAUCGUGGAGAGAGGCUGCAUGGGACUAACGGCAGCUCGUGGCUGCGAAGUCAUUUCGGUCGUUCAGAAGAUCCAAUAACACCUCCACGAAUACGGCUGCCUGGCUGCCCGCAGUGCGCAAUGCGCGCGCACAGCUUGCUUCGAAGAAUUGGCUCAUUGGCGCGCGACACGACGAAGCAUAUUGCGAUCAUUGCUAUCCGAAUCCGCUAUCCUUCGACGAAGCACGCAGCGUUCGGGUGA